UCCAAAAUGGCGACCAGAAAAGAUGAAGGCGACGGAGAAACCGCUAAUAAAAAAGAUAAAGAUUUCUCUGUAAAGGUGAUUUGCUUAGGGGAUAGCGCUGUUGGAAAGUCAAAAUUGGUCGAGCGAUUCCUUAUGGAUGGCUACAAACCACAGCAACUUUCUACAUAUGCUCUAACACUGUUUCAAUAUAAAACAAAAGUAGAUGACAAAGAGGUUAAUGUUGACUUCUGGGAUACUGCAGGUCAGGAGCGUUUUAGCAGUAUGCAUCCAUCGUAUUAUCACCAAGCACAUGCUUGCAUAUUGGUAUUUGAUAUAACAAGGAAAAUUACUUACAAGAAUUUACCAAACUGGUAUAAAGAACUUCGUCAAUAUAGAGAUUCCAUCCCUUGUAUUGUAGUGGCUAAUAAAAUAGAUGUUGAUUACAAAGUAACCCAGAAAUCAUUCAAUUUUCCAAAAAAGUACAAUUUACCUUUCUAUUUUGUUUCUGCUUCUGAUGGAUCUAAUGUUGUUAAAGUUUUCAGAGAAGCGAUUAGGUUAGGAGUUCAGUACAAAGAAAAUUCAACAGAUUUUAUGGAUAUGGUUAUGCAAGAAUUAGAGAAUUUUGAUGAUCUUAAUAUAACAGAAAAUGAAUUUGACCAGAAGAGUGAUGAGGAGAAUACAUGAAAUCUCUAUGAUUACAUCAAGGCUGUGCUCUUAUUUAUAAAUAAUUAGCUGAUCUGGAAUACCUGAAAUUCUAUGUACAAUGAUAAUUAUCUACAUAAUUAUGUAUUGAUCAAAUCUAGCCGUACUGCCACACAAGGCAUGUCAUGCAAGCCACUGUCACACAAGCCACUGUCAUGCAAGUCAAUGUCAUGUAAUUCGCUGCCUGACAAGUCAAUGUCACAAGUGACUUUCAUAUAGAAGUUACUGUCACUGUCUGCAAGUCAGUGUCAUGCAUGUCACUGUCGUGUGUCAUACAAAUCAUUGUCACUCCUGUCUUACAAGUCCCUGUCACACAAGUCUCAGUCACGCAAGUCACAGUCAAGCAUGUCACUGUCACGAAGUUAUACAUGUCACUAUGUCAUGUAUCUAGCUGUCACAAAAGCUAUUGUUAAAAUGUAAGGAAUAUUGUUACAUGACACUUCAUUUUAAAUGUAUUGUGUACAAAAAUGUCCUUUGUUAAUAGAAUUAGAAUGCUACAAAAAAUUAUUAACUAUUGUUGUGAAGUUGUACAAAACUAAUGCAAGACUUUGUGUGUAUAUAUGUAAAGAUAAAAAGUGUUGGACAACUAUUUUGGUUUAACCAAGUUCUCAAGAACUUCAGGAUAACCUUCAGCUGCCUUGGAUCUUGUAUCUUGAGCAGCCAUGUUUUGGGAUCCCUGUCUUAUGUGAAGGGGACUAACUCCACCUCUCUCCUCCCCCGACAUUUUUAUGGCUAACAAUUAUAUUUAUAUUAAUAAGCACCUAAUAUAGUACUACUCCACUUCUCAGCGGUCUCUUGUAGUGAUUUAAUAUAAUUUAUUACAAGGACUAUUUCAAUUGUGAUCUCUAUUUUUUUCAAUGAUUUAUAAAUAAUCAAUGAUUUAUAUGGCCUUUUACUGUGAACUUUUACAAGUACAUAUCCAGGGUUGUUUUAGAGAGGGGUAACAGAAUGCCCCAGGAGUGAUAAAUUUUUUGGAACCGGGGCGCUAAGAAUAUAAGCCAAAUCCCUCUCAUUUCCCAAUAAUCCACAAGUUGGAUGUCCUAUAUGUUUGCUCAAAACUCUGUAAUGACUGUAUUUAUACUGGAUUUAUUGUUGUAGUCAAAAACUUUGUAAUAUAUAUAAAAUCUAUAAAUCAAUUAAUCUUCAAUGAUAUUGAUGAUGUCAGAAAGGGUGACAUUACAUUUGCAGUACUAAAUUAAUGUAUUCACAACUUGAGUUUCGUUAAAUAAAGCCCUAUGAUCUCCCUCAA
Molecule: messenger RNA, 1930 nt
Organism: Exaiptasia diaphana
Lineage: Eukaryota; Metazoa; Cnidaria; Anthozoa; Actiniaria; Aiptasiidae
Product: rab-like protein 2A
Exons: 8
Coding region: 7-663 (218 amino acids)
Cellular component (GO): Golgi apparatus; endosome
Molecular function (GO): GTPase activity; GTP binding
Source: RefSeq, a predicted model, not a curated record